This is a messenger RNA of Brienomyrus brachyistius, 1761 nucleotides long. It is a transcript of the gene gps2, whose product is annotated as G protein pathway suppressor 2. The transcript is spliced from 12 exons. Gene Ontology annotation, molecular function: transcription coregulator activity. NCBI's taxonomy places the organism in Eukaryota, Metazoa, Chordata, Actinopteri, Osteoglossiformes, Mormyridae. Gene Ontology annotation, biological process: regulation of transcription by RNA polymerase II. Gene Ontology annotation, cellular component: transcription regulator complex. The record is from RefSeq and is a predicted model, not a curated record.
UGUCCUUAUUACCAUUGCAUUUAGUACUUUAGUGUAAUCAGAUUUCACCAGAUCGACGUCAAAGAAACACAUGAAACAAUAUCAGUUCGUGCACAGAGUGACGCACAUUAGAGAAUUUUCUACCGCUAUUAUUGUUCACCCGGCGCCCGCAACAUGCCCGCCCUGCUGGAGAGACCGAAGCUGUCCAACGCCAUGGCCCGGGCGCUGCACAAGCAUAUUAUGAGAGAGAGGGAACGCAAGAGGCAGGAGGAGGAGGAGGUGGAUAAGAUGAUGGAACAGAAACUGAAGGAAGAAGAAGAGAGGAAGAGGAAAAAAGAAAUGGAGGAGAGGAUGUCCCUGGAAGAGACUAAGGAGCAGAUCAUGAAGAUGGAGGAAAAGCUACAGGGCCUGCAGGAGGAGAAGCACCAGCUGUUCCUGCAGCUCAAGAAGGUGCUUCACGAGGAGGAGAAGCGGCGUAGGAAGGAGCAGAGCGACAUGACGACGCUGACCCCGACCAACUACCAGCCCAGCAUGACUAUGCACUCGGGGCAACACCUUCUCAGCAUCCAAGCCAUCACGGCCGCUCGGCCCGCUCUGCUUGGGGACCGCAGUAAGCAGCUGUUCCAGCCACCGGUUCUUCCUGACUGACAGGGGUGUCCCUUCCAGGCCCAGGCCGGCUUCGGUGCCAGCAGCUCAGAGCAUGGCCAGUACGCGGCCGGACAGGCGGCACACGGGCCGUACGGGGUGAGCCAGCCCCAGCACGUGCCUCCCUACAACCCUGGGCAGCCCGUCUCCGCCAGCUACACCGGAGGCUCCCAGCUCAGAGGUGCGGCAGCCUUCCAGGCUAUGCAGUAUCUCCCUCACCAGCCUCAGGCCUACGCCGUGCACGGCCACUUCCCCUCACAGCCGGGCUUCAUCCCCAGUGCUGGUAUCCCCCUGCAGAAGCAGCUGGAGCAUGCCAACCAGCAGUCUGGCUUCACCGACUCGAGUACCCUGCGGCCCCUGCACCCACAGGCUCUCCACCCCAGCACCGCAGGCCUGAUGCCCAGCGGCUCCAUCGCGGUGCAGAUCCCUCCAGCAAAGUCCGGCCUGCCUUACGCCCACCCCCCACGCCCAGUCUCCCCCGGGGGUUUCAGUCACGGGACACCCCCCCAGCAAACACACUCGGCUACUUUCCAAGGUUCACCACAGCCUGCACCUCGCCACGCCUACCUGUCCCACAGCCAGUCAGCACAGAGGUUCUAUCACCACAGCAAGUAAUCAAUCGACCUAUGAGGGAGACGGCACCCGAGCCAUCAUCCGUCUACAGGGGGUCGUGGCUGAACAGCUGAUCGAGUGCCGCUUUCCAUGUUUUUGCUUUAAGUAGUGAUGAGGGCUAAGGAUGAGAAUGGACAGGAUUCUGAUCUCUGGUCAGAUCCCUGCUCAGCUAUCUUGUAUGAAGUUCACAAGUUCCAUGUUGGCUGGUGUGUAAAUACUAAUAGUACAUAUUGCUGUAUUUUUAGGAUUUUAAAGAUGAGAACACUUAAGUUUUCUGGAAACUGGCAAGGAUUUAACUUUUGUGUGUAAAUAGAAAUCUAAAGAAUGGAUGACUUUUCUCCUUGCAUUUUCAUGGUAACCUGUACAUCCUUCCCUGUCGACGGCUUUAUUUGAAAUAUAAAUUAAUCUACACUUUGUAUUAUGUGAAUUCAGACUCCACUAGACGACAGACUCCACUGGUAAAGUUUAUUUUCUGAGAUUAAACAGAUGUGCAUCCUACAAAAAUAAAAGAAUCGCGUAACAAAA